UUUUAGCUGAAUGUGAUGAGAACAGUGAAGAAGAUGGCUUCUGCUGUCAGCAUCGCUGCGUUUCUGCUCUGCUGCUCCUUCGUUUCCUCCACAGGCUCUCAGGAUGAUUGUGUGUACGCUGCAACAGGCUCAAACUUUAUUGUGCCACUUAAAUACAAGUUAAAGGAAUCAGAGAGCCUGAAAUGGUUCAAGGACACAAGCGCAAUCUUUUAUCGCAGACAGAAACAGGUGAUCGAAGGGAAAAAUUAUGAUGUUGGAUCAACUGGAUCACUAAAGCUGACACAACUGACCAAAGACAAGUCAGGACGAUACAGACCAGAGGUUAUCAAUGAAGAUGGAAUAAAUGUGGGGGGAAACUUACUGAGUGUGCAUUUGUGUGUAUUAGACCGUGUGCAGAAGCCCACAGUGACAAUGAAGUGUGAUAAGACUAAAGUCAUUUUUACUUGCAAUGCUACCAAGAGUGAAAAUAAUUUUCAGAUCAAAUGGUUUAUGGAUGAUAAAAAGAUGGCAGAAAAAGAGACUGGCAAGGAGCUGACAAGACCAGUCAAAGACGUGCUAAAUGCUAAUUUCUUUUGCAAUGUUUCUAACCCCGUCAGCUUUGAGAUAAGUCAGCCUGUUCAACAAAUCUGCAUUAAGUCCUCUUUUCCUUUUCCUGAAACGCUAUUUGGAAUUAGCAUCUGGGUUUUUGUGGGUGGUGGAGCAGGUAUUGUUCUGGUGCUGAUCCUAAUUGUCAUUAUCUGUUGCAUCCAGACCAAACGGAAGAGGCGUUUGCGACUAAAGGAUGAGAGGGAGCUUCGCUUGCAGUGGACCAGUCAGGAACAACAACAACAUCAGCAUCAUCACCAUCAUCAUCAACAUCAACAUCCAAAUCAAAAUCAUUCUGAUCAGCAUCAUCACCACCACCAUCAGCAACAGCCGGCAGGCAACACCGGCCCUCGACAAAAUCGCACUAAACAGCCACGCACCCAGCAGCGUCCCAGAGCUCCUGAGCCUGCCAACGGCCAGCCUCAGCCCAGCCCCAGACGGGCUACGCAGGCUUCCGCUCCAGCUGGCAACGGCGGUGAAGAGCAGCCUCCUCCUCUUCCUCAGCCCAGGAAGAAAACUCCAAAAGCACCAAAAGAGUGAAAAAACUUGAGCUUAGUAUGUGGAAAUAAUUUUUAACAAACUUAAAACAAAAGAAGUUUUCGACUUUUUAAAAGCUUGUCUCAAACUAGAAAUCUAUCUGAUAA
This is a messenger RNA of Pelmatolapia mariae (spotted tilapia), 1229 nucleotides long. RefSeq names its product T-cell surface antigen CD2. Gene Ontology annotation, cellular component: cell-cell junction. The coding region runs from base 16 to 1125 and encodes 369 amino acids. The transcript is spliced from 8 exons. Lineage: Eukaryota; Metazoa; Chordata; Actinopteri; Cichliformes; Cichlidae. The record is from RefSeq and is a predicted model, not a curated record.